GGUAGUACGAUUCAGUUCUAGUCCUAUAGUAAAAGCAUCAUGAUCAAACCGCGCAAGAUGUUUCGGUUCACUAGUUGUUUACUGGGAUCUUUUAUAAUAUUGUUUUCUAUAACCAAUAUGGAAGCUAUUCGUUUUCACUUCCCAUCGCCUCAAUUUGAAUUUUUUCAUCCGAGAGGUUUAACGAUUUGGUAUCCCGAACUUCAAGGGGUUGUUGGAUUUGACAUCAAGAUUUAUUUGAAUAAACCAUAUCUGCAUGAGUAUACGCUGUAUGACAUGUACCUUAAUACAUCUACUGUUUCCUACGGGAAAUUUAUCGUAAAUGACGAUGAUGCUUUUAUUAGACUCGGUGAUAACCUUAGAUACGAAGUAAACUUGCAGUAUAGUGAUGGAAAUAAGUAUAGAAUAAGAAGAUGGUUUACUGUUAAAGAAAAUCCCAUUUUUCGCUUGAAGGUACCACCGAAAAAUCGUAGAAAUGACACCAAGGAAGGAAAAGUUAAUCAGUUGAAAGAAGAAAUUAAUCAACUGGAAGGCAUUGUGGAUGACCUGAUCAAAUGCAGCGGCAAUGGCUCAGAAGUAAGCAACAAUCUGUUCUUGAAUUUUCGCCCAGCAUCCGUAAUCCUCGAUUCGAAACAAUUACUCGAUCAUACGCUGGAUGUGCUCCAGAAAGAAAUGCCAAAAGUUAACUGGAAAUUCAUGUUGACUAGAGCAUUCUACUACAAUAACGGGGUAGGAUUUGAAGUUAAGACUAUGCUGGACAAGCUUAAGAUCCUGCAAAUGUUCAAAACGUCUGUCAAGUUAACAAUUACCGAUUUGGACAAAAUAGACAAGGUAGGAUAUUUUGAUGAUGAUUACGAUGAAGACAGCCCAUUCAUGCUUCAUCGUUUUGGUAAACCAGAAGAUACUUAAGAAGUUUCAUGGCCGAAAAAAGUAUGUUCAUUGGUUUGUAUAAAAUUAGUCAUAAGAUAGUUUACAAAUAAAGGCUAAUCAACAAUGUUAUUUUUUCUACCCUUAA
Molecule: messenger RNA, 1012 nt
Organism: Aedes aegypti (yellow fever mosquito)
Lineage: Eukaryota; Metazoa; Arthropoda; Insecta; Diptera; Culicidae
Exons: 2
Coding region: 40-906 (288 amino acids)
Molecular function (GO): carbohydrate binding
Source: RefSeq, a predicted model, not a curated record